Brenthis ino (lesser marbled fritillary) is the source of this 315-nucleotide messenger RNA. NCBI's taxonomy places the organism in Eukaryota, Metazoa, Arthropoda, Insecta, Lepidoptera, Nymphalidae. The record is from the annotation of a GenBank genome assembly.
AUGCAAGACAACGUAUUGUAUUUUUUUAUGUCCUUUGCAGAAGACAAAUUUUUAACGGACAAUGGAAUAGCGGAGGCUUUAAACGAUUCUGAGUUUGAAUUUUCGGGAGAUGAUUCAGAUGAAGAUUCGACGUUUGUGCCGCUAGAACUUAACCAAACAGCCAAUGAUCAUCAAAUCAGUGAGUCAAGCAGUUCAGAUGAAGAGGGAAACACAUUGGUUCCUGCAGCUGCUUCCCCGGCGUUCUCUAACAGUUCUGAUAUCAUCAUCAUCACGGCCCCGCUCAAAAGGACGUGGCAGCAGUGUUUCACGUGGACA